GUACGCCUUGACAAUUAACUUCCGGUUGAAACGAAAUUCGGACGUAUUUUGUAUUUUGGGAAAUUUUAUAUUUUGUUUUCCACUGUGUUGACAAGUAUGGCAAAUGGGAAUUAUUCAACCGACAGCGAAGAAGAAUUCUACAAGAAAAGGAAAACAAAGCCAAUGAAAAAACGACACAGUCCACGAAGUUUGAGCUCUGAUAAAACACCACCGUCACGAAGACGAUCUAGAAGCCCCUUAGCAAAAAUAAAGAGAGAACCACCAUGGACACCACCUCGAAACAAAAGAGAAACAGACAGACACAGAGAAAGACCAGCUGAUAGGUGGCGAGAGAAGGAAGAGAGAACUCACAUCAAGAGAGAACGAGAAGACAGGGAUCAACGGCAUGCCAGGCAUCAAGUCAAACAAGAGAGAGAGGACAGACAUGACAAAUCACAUAGACAGAGGGGACAACAGGAGAGAGAACGGAGACGAAACGAUGACCGCCGGCGGGAAAAUCACAGACACAGGGGGAAUAAUCCAUUCCAACCCACGGAGGAAGACGGGCAGGAGUUUGGGGGUCCGGGUAAUAACCAGAAUCAGUCGAAGCCCGUGGAAAAGGAGAAACCAAAUUUCGGUACGUCUGGGAAGUUAGCAGAGGACACUAAUGUUUACAGGGGUGUUGUGAUCAAGUAUAAUCAGCCACCAGAGGCUCGGAAACCAAAGACAAGAUGGCGAUUGUAUCCCUUCAAAGGUGACGAAGCCUUACCUGUACUACAUAUCCACCGACAGAGUGCCUAUCUCAUCGGCAGGGAUCGAAUCGUUGUAGAUAUACCAGUUGACCACCCCUCAUGUUCCAAACAGCACGCAGUUCUACAGUUUCGAUUGGUGGAAUUUCAGCGGGCCGAUGGAUCCACUGGACGACGAGUUCGACCCUACGUAAUCGACCUUGGAUCAGCUAAUGGGACAUAUGUGAACAAUAACAAAGUAGAACCACAGCGAUAUGUGGAGCUCAUUGAAAAGGACGUGGUCAAAUUUGGCUUCAGCUCAAGGGAAUAUGUGAUCCUACACGAAAAAUCUGACACAUCAGAAGUGGAGGAUCAAGGUGUUCUCUCCGAUUGAUCUCAUUUAUAAACUACAGGCCAGAAAAAGAUGGUUUUUGCGGGAGAGAGAGAAAAAAUAUGGAGCGAGGACAAUGUCAUUUCUUCACAAUUCCCAUUCAUAUAAAUCAUUGUGAAUCAGAUCAGUGCUGGGGUACACUGUGCAGUUCUGUUAGUGUACAUUCAUAUAAAUCAUAGUGAAUCAGAUCAGUGCUGGGGUACACUGUGCGCUUCUGUUAGAGUGCAUUCAUUUGGAUGUAAAUAUGAUCUGUCGAUGUUUCAUUACUUCACGACUCUCAUUCAAGAUCAUUGUGAAUCACCAGUGCUGGAGUACACAGUCAUGUUGUUAGUGUAGUUCUGUUUGGAUGUAAAUGUGAUCUAUUGAUAUAUAUUAUAAAUGUAUUUUUUUCAUCACAUGUAUAUGUACCUGAUAUUUAUGCGAUAGCAUGAAGGUCUGAAGUGGCCAUUUUUAAAAUUUUCAAAACACAGGAUCUUAAUCUUUUAUAUAUUUUACAGUAAAAUUUCAAUAACAUGUGAAUGGUACAUAUAUAUUUGACAAGUAAAGGUUGAGCAUGUUGAAAAUUGUAAUAAAAGUGAACAGUUA
This is a messenger RNA of Ostrea edulis (European flat oyster), 1683 nucleotides long. RefSeq names its product smad nuclear interacting protein 1-like. The record is from RefSeq and is a predicted model, not a curated record. The transcript is spliced from 2 exons. NCBI's taxonomy places the organism in Eukaryota, Metazoa, Mollusca, Bivalvia, Ostreida, Ostreidae. Bases 97 to 1101 code for a protein of 334 amino acids. Gene Ontology annotation, molecular function: mRNA binding; protein binding. Gene Ontology annotation, biological process: miRNA processing. Gene Ontology annotation, cellular component: nucleus.